UCAGAGUCAGUGGUCCCCACACUGCGCCACUUUUGUUUUCUCUACCACUCAUAUAUUCUCUCCUAGAAGAGAAUCUCUCAUAAAGUGUGAUUGAUACUUGAUAGAGUGAUUGGUGAUUGUCUGAUUAAAGUAGUAAGAGCAAUGAAUGUGAUCCACCCGACGGUGCACCCAAUAGAGGCGCCACCGGUGACCGACGCGGCCAACAAUGCGAUACCCAGAGGGAGGAUGAAGGAUAUGCAGGGAACUCCCGGUACUCCCGGUGGCCUUGCUCUCCGCUUCUUUCAGUUCGCUUUCGCACUCGUCGCACUAUGCGUCAUGGCCACCACUACUGACUUCCCUUCCGUCACCGCCUUCCGAUAUCUUGUGGCCACUGUCAGCUUGCAAAGCUUAUGGAGCCUCACUCUUGCCAUACUUGAUGCAUAUGCAAUUCUAGUGAGGCGCCGUUUCCGACAUCCCAGGGUUGUCAGCUUGUUUGCCAUCGGUGAUGGGAUCACUUCCACACUAACAUUUACUGCGGCUUGUGCAUCGGCUGGUAUCACUGUACUUAUUGGCAAUGAUCUGAAUGAUUGUGCACGAAACCAUUGCACUAGAUUUGAGACCGCAACAGCCAUGGCAUUUAUGAGUUGGUUUGCUGUCUCACCAUCUUUUUUAUUGAAUUUCUGGACAUUAGCAUCCAAAUAAAAGACAUGGCAUUCUGUGUUUUGCUAUGAUCACUGAGGGUUGGUUCGUCAAGUUCUACGUGUGAUGUAAUUUUUGAUCCAUUCCUUUUGUAAAUUAUGUAGCUCGGCCUAAAGCUUUAUUAUCUUCUUCUAUUUGUAUUUUUAUUUUUUUCUAACUGCCUUCAGCUUUAUUAUCGCAUUAAAGAUUUGGAGUAAAAUAUAUUUGAAGGCAGAAUAUCAAUAGAUUGAGUGUUUGGAGAGUUUAUUAUGAUGGAAUAUCAGAUUUGCAGGUUCUUUGA
Messenger RNA from Quercus robur (English oak), 958 nucleotides. Its product is annotated as CASP-like protein 5A2. Bases 142 to 681 code for a protein of 179 amino acids. NCBI's taxonomy places the organism in Eukaryota, Viridiplantae, Streptophyta, Magnoliopsida, Fagales, Fagaceae. The record is from RefSeq and is a predicted model, not a curated record. Gene Ontology annotation, cellular component: membrane. The transcript is spliced from 3 exons.